Molecule: messenger RNA, 1252 nt
Organism: Haliotis rubra (blacklip abalone)
Lineage: Eukaryota; Metazoa; Mollusca; Gastropoda; Lepetellida; Haliotidae
Product: cyanophycinase-like
Exons: 6
Coding region: 1-1233 (410 amino acids)
Biological process (GO): proteolysis
Molecular function (GO): serine-type peptidase activity
Source: RefSeq, a predicted model, not a curated record
AUGCAGCUAUUGUUGUGUUUUAUUGUUGUUGUGGUCGUAAAUGGUCGACUGCCGCAGUAUACAAUAUAUGGCAAGAAUCUUGUUCUUGGAGGGGGAGCGUUGAUGGAAAACAAUGCCCAUGUCUGGUCAAGGAUAGUUGAAAUGGCGGGAGGCAAAGGAAAUGCACGUAUUGGGGUAAUUUCAGCAGCGUCAGCCACCCCGGUAACAUCGGCUCAGUACUACGUGGACCUUCUCGUCAACAACUACACCGCCUUGGAAGCCACUUUCAUUCCUGUCACCGUGGACGAUGUCGCGAAAAACAGUGAUCCGAAUGUUGUCAGACUCAUCAAACAGCAGACUGGGUUUUUCAUUUCGGGCGGGGACCAGAUGCGUCUAGUGCAGGCCAGGUACACGCUAGCUGGCAACAUUCCGUCUCCAGCUCUCCAGGCAAUAAAGGAUCAAUACGACCUUGGCGCUGUCAUAUCCGGUUCCAGUGCCGGGACUGUAAUUCUCACCGCCGGUCCCAUGGUAACGGGUGGGAGCAGUUGGGACGCCCUCCGUUACGGAGCUCGUGAGUCGUCCACACACACAAACGACCUCACCUACCGGAAAACAGGGGGCUUCGGAAUAUACACCGACUAUCUUCUCGACACACACUUCAGCAAUCGAGGCCGCGAAGGACGCAUGGUACGCCUGCUGUCGGACACUCGACACAUGUCCAACGGCGUCAACUACGGCCUCGGCGUCAGCGAGAACACGGCCCUCGUCGUCACACACGUCGGCACGGACAACGAACUAGGGGAGGUAUUUGGCGAGCUCGGCGUUACAGUUGUCGACGUCUCCAAAUCCUACAGCGACCCCGCAGAGAGAUACUACAGCUUGCGCAACGUGUUUGUAUCCUACCUGACAGAGGGCGACACCAUCAACAUGAAAACUCGCAACAUCACCUUCUCCCCUUCCAAGACACCGUUGCGUGGAAACGAAGGCUAUGACCACGCCCUAACAUCUGACGACAUCUUCUACGGGGAGGGGAGCCAUGAUCGGAAAACAGAGUUUCUGCGCGUGGCAGCUAGCUUGUUCGAUGCGCGGAAGGAUACAAUGACACACGGAGACACGCAUCUCACGCACCCACAAUUCCGUGUAACAAUGUCGAAAACCGGAACUGACACGGAAGGGUAUGUUGAGCGACAUGAGGACUUCCAUUCUGAUACGCACUCAUAUAAGAAUAUGUACGUAGCUAUUGGCGAAAAAUGAUUAAAUAUGCCGUUUUGUA